AGAUGUUGUAAAUUAAUCACUCAUUUUGCUUUUGUUUUCCUGUUGUUUCUUCGCUCGUUAUUUUGAUUGAUUCGUUGUUUGGCCAAAAAAUGAAGUACACCUUUGCCUGGCGUGCUACAUUGUGUGGCAUUGUCGUGCGAAAGACAUUUUCAACCGCAAACCAACUCCCGCACACUUGGAAUUCGAUUCAUUUUUCAUUCUCGUUCACCACGCGAUAAACACCGCAUUUCGUAUUAUGGUUGUACGCGCACAGCACACACAAACGAGAAAAUUAUCUUUUACUCUCGAUAUUUUCUUCAUUCGGCUUCAGGCGAAGUGAGUGUGUUUCCUUGAAACAAUCGUUGCGUUUUUGUGUUGAGUCAUUGUAUGAAAGCUGUCAGUUUUGAAUAUUUCAAUGUUUGUGUUGCCUCAUUUCGGUCCAAUGACAUCGCAGCAAAGACCACAACAACCGUCAACACAAAACAUACACUAAAGCUUUGGCAAUAAGUUUUAUUCAUUGCUCUCUUUCUCUCCCUCUCUCUCUUUUGAGCUCUAUUCAUUCACUUUGAUUGAUCAUCGAAUAUUCUUCCUUUUAUCCGUAUCACAUGAUGUUGCUGACGCGCGCGCAAGCGAGAGAGGGACGACCACGCUUGCCGCUACAUCCAUCGCGGUUUUGCGUGCGAAAAGGUAGACAGCUCGGCGAAGCUCGAAAAAUAGGCCGAUAUUUCAUUGAGAAUGCGAGCGCCGCCGCCAGCGCUGAAUUUGCGUGUUGUGCAUGUUUGACGAGAAUCAUUCCAAAACAUUAAACGAUUCAUCAUUCGAAUGUGGACUUUUGUUUAAUCAUUUGGCUAAUAAAUAGCUGAACGCUCGUCAAUCAAUUUGAGUUUCAUUAAUUCCAUAUCAUAAUUUAACACGUUGUAAUGGCGCGAUAAAAAAAAAACAAAAACAACAACAAAAUUAUACCCCAAAAAAAAUCAGAUUGAAAUCGAACGCAUAUCAUCGUAGCGUUAGUAAACUGUGCUCAUUUGCCUAUUUUAUAGUUCAUAGUACAACACCUCCAAUUAUUUACUUGUCAAUUUAUUGACAAUCAAUAAAGCUAUGUUAACAUUUGUUGCGAAAGCGUUCGUUUGUGCGGGGGCGGUGAUUGUGUUUUUUACUGUAUGAAAGGAAGCUAAAAUGCCGCCCAAAAAAUAGGUUAUAUCAAUUUUCAGUGCUUGAUUUUCAAACCCUAGUAAACCCAGUUUUCGUUGAAUAACUGUUCAAACUUGAUUGAGUUGCGUUCGGAUUCACUUGAUCGUGCUCGUAAUACUUCGCAUGAGACUUUUUGAACAGUAGAAAUAAAUAUUCUCAAAUGUUAUAAGUUUUCAUGUUAAUUUAUUCAGAAUAUCACGCCACUUUUUCUGCUUCUAUACACAACGAAUUCCAGAUCCAAUUAGUUGAUAAAUGAAGAUGAAAAAUGGAAUACAUUUUUUGUUUGUUUGUUUGGAACAAAAAGAAAAAAAAUGAUGAAAAUUGCGCGAGACUGAGGAAGUAUAAUUGAAAGAAGCCUCACAAACAAUAAUAAAAUCAUGCAAUCAUGAUUCGAGAAUACAAACAUCUUGAACAUUCCUUGCAUUCGCUUGCAAACUUCUGGCGAUGCAACAUUGUUUUUGUUUCUUGACGGAACAACGUUUAGCAGCAUUCAAGUAGAGAGAAAGAGAUACGAUCCAGUAAAACCAGUGAUAUAUCUGUUUUGUUAGAGUUUUAAAUUAAAUUUCGUUAAGGAUUUUCUUCGUCGGGUUAAACAAAAGAAAAUGACCAAAAAGUUUGAAUUUAAUUGGCAAAUCCCAGUGCCAGAGCCACUGUUGGCCGGAUGUGUCUUCGAUCGUUGGACUGAAGAGAAAGAUAAUACCGAUCUCGAAUUAGCCUGUACAUUCAAAGUUGAUGAGUAUGGAUUUUUCAUCUAUUGGAAAAGCGAAGGACGGGAGGGAGAUGUUAUCGAAUUGUGUCAAGUGAGUGAUAUUCGGGCUGGUGGAAUUCCAAAGGAUAUGAAACUGCAGGAUAAGCUGUGGAACAAGUAUGGUGAAAAACUGGACGAAAGAUCGUUGACCAUAUGCUCGGGUACCGAUUACAUCAAUGUGAAUUAUCAACACAUUGUCUGCCCGGAUGCAGAAACAGCAAAGAUUUGGGUUGAUGGCCUGCGAAAAAUCACACACAACGUGAAAGCAAAUAAUAUUUGUCCGAUGACAUGUAUUUUUAAGCAUUGGAUGCGAUUGGGUUUUUUGGUUGACGCAAGAGGACGUGUACCAGUGAAAGUGGUGGCUCGAACAUUUGCGUCUGGCAAAACGGAGAAAAUGGUGUAUCAAUGUUUGUCGGAUCUUGGUUUGCCAUCCGGCAAAAAUGACACGAUGGAUAAAGCUGAUUUCACAUUCGACAAGUUUUAUGCACUCUACCACAAGAUUUGCCCUCGAAACGAUAUCGAAGAACUAUUCCGGUCGAUAACACAAGGCAAAGCUGAAUCCAUCAAUAUAGACCAGUUCAUUAAUUUUUUGAAUGAGAAACAACGUGACCCGCGAUUGAACGAGAUCUUGUAUCCAUUGUACGAUGAGAAACGUGCUCAAGAGAUUAUUACAACGUACGAACAGGAUGAGGAGUCGCGUACUAAUGGAGUCUUGUCAAAAGAUGGUUUCGUACGCUAUUUAAUGUCCGACGAAAAUGCGCCCGUAUUUUUGGAUCGAUUGGAUUUAUACAUGGACAUGGAUCAACCGCUUUCGCAUUACUACAUCAAUUCAUCUCACAAUACGUAUUUGUCGGGUCGUCAAUUUGGUGGUAAAAGUUCGGUUGAAAUGUAUCGUCAAACAUUGUUGGCCGGUUGCCGUUGUGUCGAGCUCGAUUGCUGGGAUGGUAAAGGUGAAGAUGAAGAGCCCAUCAUCACUCACGGCAUGGCCAUGUGCACCGAUAUUCUAUUCAGAGAUGUCAUUUAUGCGAUUCGAGACUGUGCAUUCGUCACAUCCGACUAUCCAGUCAUUCUAUCGUUCGAGAAUCACUGUUCUCGUGCCCAACAAUAUAAAUUAGCUAAAUACUGUGAUGAAAUUUUUGGUGAUCUAUUGUUAAAGGAACCGUUACCAGAUUAUCCAUUGGAACCAGGUGCGCCAUUACCACCGCCAUCAUUGUUGAAACGAAAGAUUUUGAUCAAAAACAAAAGACUUAAGCCCGAAGUGGAGAAAAUCGAAUUGGAAUUGUUCCAGCAAGGUCAAUUAGCAUUGGAUAAUGAGGAGCCAACAGAAGAUGCAAGCGCCGUUCCAACGCUGGAUAAAAAGCUAUCCGAAGAAGCUGCAACGCCAGUGGCCGCCGGAUUGCCGGGUGCAUCACAAGAUGGUGGCGAAGGAAUCGAAAUUCCAAUCAAUUACACAGGAUCGACGACCAAUGUGCAUCCAUGGCUUUCAUCCAUGAUCAACUACGCGCAGCCAAUCAAAUUCCAAACAUUCAGUUCGUCUGAAGAAAAGAACAUUCAUCACAAUAUGUCAUCGUUCUCCGAAACGGCGGGCAUGAAUUUGUUGAAGCAGCAAGCCAUUGACUUUGUCAACUACAACAAACGCCAAAUGUCUCGAAUUUAUCCGAAAGGAACGCGUGCCGAUUCGUCCAACUACAUGCCUCAAGUGUUUUGGAAUGCUGGCUGUCAAAUGGUCUCAUUGAAUUUUCAAUCGUCCGAUUUGCCCAUGCAAUUGAAUCAAGGAAAAUUCGAAUACAAUGGAAGCACUGGUUAUUUGUUGAAGCCAGAUUUUAUGCGACGUGCCGAUAAAGAUUUCGAUCCAUUUGCCGAUGCUCCAGUCGAUGGUGUGAUUGCCGCAUCGUGCGGUGUUCAAGUCAUUGCCGGUCAAUUCUUGUCCGAUAAAAAAGUUGGCACCUACGUCGAAGUGGAUAUGUAUGGUUUGCCAUCUGAUACCGUGCGAAAAGAGUUUCGUACGCGUUUGGUGCCAGCAAACGGUUUGAAUCCCGUUUACAAUGAAGAACCGUUCCUGUUUCGUAAAGUCGUAUUGCCGGACUUGGCGGUGUUACGUUUGGGUGUCUAUGAUGAAAAUGGAAAAUUGCUCGGCCAACGAAUCUUGCCCCUGGAUGGUUUGCAAGGUGGCUACCGGCACAUUUCAUUGCGUACAGAAGCCAAUUUUCCAAUGUCACUUCCCAUGCUGUUCUGUAACAUUGAAUUGAAAAUCUAUGUACCCGAUGGUUUUGAAGAUUUCAUGGAUGCAUUGAGUGAUCCACGUGGUUUUAUGGGCGCGGCUAAGGAGCGACAAGACAACAUGAAAGCACUCGGCAUCGAAGAGACGGGCGGCAGUGGUGAUGCAUCGAAAAUGGAAAAGAAAGAAGAAAAGCGAAUUGAAGAACCGCCCAUCGUAUUCGAUCCAAUCACAUUGGAAACGUUGCGUCAGGAGAAAGGUUUUCAGAAAAUUGCCAAAAAACAAGCCAAAGAAUUGGAAACAUUGAAAAAGAAGCAUCUCAAAGAGCGGGCAUCAUUGCAAAAAACGCAGAAUGCAAGCAUCGAGAAAUUGAUCAAGGGCAAAAGCAAAGAUGAAAUCAAAGCCGAUCAAAAUAUACGCAAAGUGAUAACCGAUCAAACGAGCGCAUGGAGUGAAAUGUGUGAAAAGCAUAAGAAAGAGGAAUGGGAAAUGCUGAAGAAGCAAGUUCAAGAUCAACAGGACAUUCUCAAAGGAUUAAUGGAAACCACACAGGCGGCUCAAAUCAAACAGCUCGAAGCGAAACAUGAACGUGAUAAUAAGAAUCUGAACUCUCAGCAGGCCAAAAUUUCCGUCGAAACUGCCAAAGAAGUGUUAAAUGAUAAAACACUCAAAACAAAAGGUGAAAAAGAUCGACGAUUGCGUGAAAAGAAGCAAAACAACAUUAAACGAUUCAUGGAUGAGAAGAAGAAUGCCCAAAUCAAGCAGGCGCGCGAAAAAGAGAAGCUGCGUGUGAGUCAUGACAAGCAAGGGGAGGAAUUGCAAAAGGAUGUUCAAAAGCUCUUGGAAAUGUAUAAGGUCGAAGAGGAAGAAUACAAUAUGACCACAAAACGAGAAUUUUAUGCCUAAAUUGCCUAAAACAAUGCCGAUCAAAGCAAACAAAAUGAACAACAACUAAAAACACAUUAUUUAUUUAUUAUUAACACUGAACAAAAAAAAGAAGAAAACAACAACAACAAAGAACAUUUACAAAAGUCUAGCAAAAAUUACCAGACCAAGUUAAGUAUGACUCUAUUUAUUAAAAAAAAGCAUAAAUUCUAUUUGUGUAUAGUUUAGAAGAAGCAGAAAAACAACAACAACAACAAAAACAAUUGCGGGAAUUCGUAGAUUGAGAUUAUAGCAUGUAGUGAUAUACAAAAGGUCCGAAUAUCUAUAGAAAGAGAGAGAGAGAGGGAGUUUAAAGAAAGCCGAGUUGAAUUGAUUGAGAUUUAGUCAAGACCGUUGUUCGCUUUGAAAUCAAAAAAACUUGUUGAUUGAAAUCAAAAAUAACAAUAAGUCUCCUGAGUUGAUAUGUAAUCAUGAUGAAAACAAAACAAACAAGUCAACAAGAACAACAGUAAAAAUCACUCGCUAUGUAUCACUUAAGUCAGCUUUCAAUUUCUCACCCGAAACUCGAUUCGAUUUGUGCCUCACAGCAAUCCACGCUGAUCCAAUCAAUUUCGAUGUUAUUUUCGAUUUUCAGUUGGUUUUUCUCUUCCGUUCCAUUUUUUAUUCGUGAGAUGUGGGAGAAACCCAGAGAAAAACACUAACGUAAUUUUUGUAGCCAGAUAUAUAGUUGCACAGUUAAUAAUAUAUUAUUAACAUCUCCGAUGUUAAUAACGCCCUGUUUCGCGUACCAAGAAAAAUCGGAAGAUUCUAAAACAAUACUGUUUAUUUAUUUUUUUCGAAACAAAAAAAACAUUUGUUGGUCGCCUGGAUUUUUUCUUUUCGAUUGGGUGCGCUAAACAGGGCGUUAUUAACAUCAGAGAUGUUGUAUAUUAUUAACAUAGCCCAUUUUGUGCAACUAUAGCCAGAUAUAUUUGAAAAUUCGAUCUUUAAAAAUUAAGAACCAUUUACCAUUUAAGUAGUCCCAUCCAAUUUUGCCAUACGAACCCACCCGUACGAGAUAUCCGUAAAUAUGGAAAAAAAGGAUAUUUUCGUAGCGUGGAUUCGUGACAACAACCACAUUUUCCGUGCAGCGAAGCCAAAUUAUGCACUUAUUCAGGAUUUGAAUCGACUACGAAGAAUUUUUCUUCUUUCAUUUAACAAAAUCACACCCAGAUGGCACUGAAUGACAUUCACUGGAGAACACAACGGGAAAAUUGCUGCAACCAAAAAAAACAUUCAUUCGUCCUUAUCCAUUCCGAACAUGGUUUGCGUCUUAGAAAUAUUAAAGGAUUUUUCUUAAUUCAAACUUAUUGUUGGUCUUUUUAUUUGAAAUUUUUCAAUUCAAUUCAAAUUAAGCCUUUUGAAGAAUAACUUUCCAUUUCUUUGCAAAAUAAUAAUAAUACUAUUAAGAAUAAUUCAGACCAAUGGUACCGUCUUGUUGAACAAAACUCCAACGAAACUAUUACAAAAAAAGAGAAAUAUUAUAUUUAUUCAGAUUUAUUCGAUUCUAUAUUAUAUAGUUGAUAUGUAUCGCUAUAGAAUCUCAUUACCAUUACAAUUAUUUGAAAGGAAAACCUAAACCAAUAACAGGAUUCAAACUAGUCGAGAUUUAGUAAGCCAUUUAUGACACGUAUGAAUGUUGAUAAUUCAAAUGAUUUAAGCAGCCAAAAAUGAUAUUGUUUGAAAUUUAAACGAAAUAAAGUUUGCAUUCAAUCACAAUUA
Sitodiplosis mosellana (orange wheat blossom midge) is the source of this 6782-nucleotide messenger RNA. It is a transcript of the gene norpA, whose product is annotated as 1-phosphatidylinositol 4,5-bisphosphate phosphodiesterase. Gene Ontology annotation, biological process: phosphatidylinositol-mediated signaling; lipid metabolic process. Gene Ontology annotation, molecular function: phosphatidylinositol-4,5-bisphosphate phospholipase C activity; calcium ion binding. The transcript has 11 exons. The record is from RefSeq and is a predicted model, not a curated record. NCBI's taxonomy places the organism in Eukaryota, Metazoa, Arthropoda, Insecta, Diptera, Cecidomyiidae. Bases 1773 to 5042 code for a protein of 1089 amino acids.